UCCACGUGGGAAAAAAAGUAAUGAGACACUAGUAAAUGAUAGGAAAAGAAAGUUAAUGAAUACAGACUUGGCUCAUGAUUCGGAAGAGCUUUUUCAGGAUCUUAGCCAGCUGCAAGAGACUUGGCUUGCAGAAGGUAGGUAAAAUCUUAGCUUUAUUUAAAUGGCUGCAUACAUGAAAUGAAAGAAAGAAACAAAGAAACGUAAAAAAAAAAAAAAAAAAAGCCUGAAGUUGUCUUCUUAAUGUGCAGCCCAAUUAAUCGGGCUCUAAAAGAGCCACCUCAUGUGUCAUGCAUACAUUAGAUCCUCUGAUGAGUUUGUCUUUAGGGACUCUGGUGCUGUUCUACCCAGUGCCAUCACAAAUUACCAGGAGAAAUUGCUUGCAGCUCACAAUCACAUCUGCUUUUGGCAAGAACUAAUACCUAGUCUUCAUAUCCUAGGUCUAAUUUUUUCACAGUUCUUGACCAGCUUGAGUUCUUAAACUGCAUUAUUGAAAAUAAAGCAACAACGACAAUUUCAGAAGCUUGGCAAAUAAGGUUUUUAUAUUCUGGUGUUGUUCUGAUGGAAAAAAAUAGUCUUUGUGGAUUUCUACAGACGUGAUGCUUCAGGAUUUAAGUGCAAGUGUUUUCUUCCCACCUUGUUUACAACAUAGAAGUUUAGCUCAAGUUCCAGACAAUGAUGAGCAGUUUGUACCAGACUUUCAAGCUGAAAACUUGGCCUUUCACAGUCUCCCUCUGAAAAUCAAAAAGGAACCCCAGAGUCCUUGCUCAGAACUGAGCUCUACCUGCAGCCAAGAGCAACCUUACAAAUACAGUUAUGGGGAAAAGUGCCUGUAUAAUGUCAGUGCCUAUGAUCAGAAAUUGCAAAUUGGAAUGAAGCCUUCUAGUCCUCCUACAUCAUCCAGCACUCCAGUGUCCCCACUCCACCAUGCUACUUCAAACCCGCCUCCUACUCCAAAAUCGGAUCGAACCUACCCUCCACAUCUUCAGCCAUCACAGCAAAUGCCUGAUAAUUCCUUCCAGAUGGACCACAGAUUUCGCCGCCAGUUGUCAGAACCAUGCCAUUCAUUCCCCACUCCCCCUGCAAUGCCCAGAGAUGGCAGACCAAUGUACCACAGGCAGAUGUCUGAGCCUAGCAUCCCUUUUCCACCACAGAGCUUCAAACAGGAGUUUCCCGAUCCUGUGUAUGAGCAUGCGGCCAUGGUUAGUGGAUCAGCAAAUCCGACCUAUCCUCCUUCAAUGAUCAUCAAACAGGAGCCAAGGGAUUUCACAUAUGAUUCAGAAGUACCAAGUUGUCAUUCCAUCUACAUGAGGCAGGAAGGUUUUUUGCCUCAUUCCAAUAGGACUGAAGGCUGUAUGUAUGAUAAAGUACAGAGACACUUUUAUGAUGAUACUUGUGUUGUUCCUGAAAAGUUUGAAGGUGACAUUAAACAGGAACCUGGUAUGUACAGAGAAGGCCCCACAUAUCAACGACGAGGAUCUCUCCAAUUAUGGCAGUUUCUGGUUGCACUUCUGGAUGAUCCGUCAAACUCUCAUUUUAUAGCCUGGACUGGUCGAGGAAUGGAGUUUAAACUCAUUGAGCCUGAAGAAGUGGCACGUCGUUGGGGCAUUCAGAAAAAUCGUCCAGCCAUGAAUUAUGAUAAGCUGAGUCGAUCUUUGCGCUAUUACUAUGAGAAAGGGAUCAUGCAAAAGGUGGCAGGAGAAAGAUACGUGUACAAAUUUGUGUGUGACCCAGAAGCGCUUUUCUCCAUGGCUUUUCCUGACAAUCAACGCCCUGUGUUGAAGACCGAUAUGGAGCGCCAUAUCAAUGAGGAAGACACUGUCCCACUUUCCCACUUUGAUGAAAACUUGGCUUACGUGCAGGAGGGAGGUUACUGUAAUUCUCAUCCUUAUAAUGAAGGCUACGUGUAUUAACAGAUGACGUGGCAGAUAAUUCCCUCAAUGUGUUCUUAUACGUCAUGGAUCAAGGUUCGAUUUAGGAUUUACCUAGAUCAUAAUUUGCUUUCACUGGCUUCAUGAAGAGGGUCUUUGUUCUUAUCAUAUUACAACACAAUCCACUAUGGAUAGUGCACUUUAUUGAUAAAGACUGAAAUUUGAAUUUGAAUAGAAAAGGUGGGGUUGUUUUUACUUUAUUUUCUAAGCAUUUGAAAGCAACUUUAAGAAGAUAUUUCACGAGUAAUCCAGUCAAAUGAGAUUAGAUCGAUUUGGGAUUUACAAUGAUGAUUGAGAUGUUACUUUCUCCAUAUGAAAAUGUCCACUAUUACUAAUAGGACAAUGUGGGGAAAUUGGAUUUUCCCCAGAGGAGUACAACUGCAAGAUAAAUGCCUUUAUAGUUUGAAAAGGUUUUUUUUUUUUUUUUGGCUUCAUUCUGGUUGUCGUCAUCUGCUGAUGUCAGCAAUACUGAUUAUUUAAAAUUGCAUUCAUUCCAAUUAUCCUUUACUUUUAAAAAGGAAAUGCUGUUUUGAGAAAUUGAUAUUUAAACUAACAGUUUUGAAGUUAGACAAAGGUAACUGAUAUGGCAUAGCCCAACGUAGAGUUAUAUUCUUGCCAUGUUGGCAACUAAAGACCACAGUGUGUUGUGAAUUUUAUUUGUAUUUUUAUUUUUGCAAAUUUGUUUUAAGGUAUACUAUGCGCAUUGUGCGAAUAUGCUUUUUCUUUUAAUCGGAUCUGAAAUCUGUGCCCCUACAUGUAUGAUUUUAAGAAAGAAAACACUAUUAGCAACACUCUGACCCCAAAGAAAAUUUUAGAAAAAUAUGAAAAAAGAGAUCUUAAGCAAUACUCAUAUUGUAAUUAUUUAUUUACACCAUAAUUUGCUCACUAAAGAGGAAUCACCUGUAUUCUUAACUCAUUUUAUUAUUAAUGCUGUAUUAACACAAUAAACACACUUAAGUAAAAUGUAUACAAUAAAUAGGUACUUAGUUGAUAGUCAGAGUACCUUGUGGGAUGCAGUUAAUAUCUUUACAGUUACUUUGCCUCUGUUUAUUAAAUAUUCAAAUACAAUAUUAGAAUAUGAACAUGCUUCUGCUGUUGGUCUAUUUUCUGUGAUCUAAUAUUAAGUAUGAUCAACUUCACUGAGGAGCUCAGACUGAAGCUGUGAGUGCAGUAGCAGCAUUUCAAGACACAAUAGAUGAUUGCAGCAUUAGAAGGUAGUUUAAGCUGUAGCUUCACUGCAAGUAGCACUUCAUUCAUUUGGUGAAAAUGUUCUUCAGAUUUGGAUGAAAAAUGUAUGUAUCGAACAUCCAAACAGGAUGGAAAGUUUAUGUAUCAAGCAUCAGUGAAAAUUGCAGAAAUUUAAUGUAUCUAGUGCUGGCACUAUUCUGUGAUAUUACUUUUAUAUCUGCAAUUAUGAUUUCAUAGCUAGUUCAUUUUCUGGAAAAAAAUUAUAAAAUUAUAUAUAUAUACACAGUAUAAAGAAAAACGAAUAAAAUGACUAACCAGCUACAGUAUCUAAAGCCAUUGGACAUAUAGCGACUAGGAACCUUCCAGAUUCUUUCUAUAAAUGUCAUUAUUAAGUACCCUGUUGUCAUUGGCCACACAACGAGAAAGCAGUGAAAAUGUUGAUAUUUUCUUCAACUCUAGAACAGAGCACUUUAUUCAGCCUCUUCAUUUAUUUUCAACUUGCAGAGCAGUUCUUCACCCUUAAAUUAUUGAGUGGUUCCUUCCACUUCUAUGUUUAAUAUCGGUUUUUAACUUCCUUGAUGAUAAUUUUAAUUAUUUCUGUUAGUUAAGAAAAUAAAGUCUGAAUUAUUAUGUGGUUUGGUAUGGUAAUAACGCAACUUGGCUGGCUUUGUGGCUCUUGCAAAACAGUGAAGUGGAGACCGGAAACUGAAUAAGACAAGUGGGCUUUUGAACUCCGUAAUUAAUUAAUAAAAAGAGAAAAAGAAAAAAAGUGGUUGUUGUGGCUUCCUAAUUUGAAAAUUAAGAGUUUUGAGCAUAUAUAUAUAUAUAUAUAUUAUAUACAGAGUUGCUGCAAACAAAACAAAUUCAGUAUUUUGUAUAGACAUAUUUUAAAAACAAAAAAAAAUUAAAAUGGCUCAAACUCCAAUGAGAAAAUUCUGCAUUAUGGUGUGAUACAUGAAAGUGUUUUGUUAAGACAAUCUAUUCUGUAUAAUGUCAGUACACAAAGCCUAAAUGUAUAAGAUAGCAUCUUUGAGGCCAGAAUUACAGUUUGGGCAGAUUUACACAUUUCCACAGAAGCCCAGUGGUCCUGCUUGCUUGUUUCAUGCUUAUGGGAUGCUGGGGGACUGUAUGAUACUGAAGACUUGCUCUCUAGUUAAGAAUGACUUAAAUGGAAUACUGUCUGACACUACCCUUCCUCAAAAAAUGUCAAACUGCCUGCUUUCAAAUUUCAUUUCAACACAACCAGAUCAUUUCAGUACAUUUGUGGCGUUCUAUACUUGUAAACCAUUGACCUUUGAUUAUAAACCAUGGAGAACCACAAAGCAUCUUAAACAAAAAAAGAAUUAGUGUUUUUUAAAUUUGCCAUUCAUAUAUAUGAAGGUGCCUAGAUGUUAGUAGGUAUGAAAUACCAGUGUUUUACAAUUUUCAUGUGUUUUCCAGAGAGUAAAAGCAAUUUGAGUCUAGAUGAAGCAGUUGCUGUCAGAUUGAUUGCUAAACCGUCCAGAUCUCAGUGUGAUUGUGCGAAUGCUUUAUACAAACGUACAGUGAAGCUCCCUUUUGGAUGAGCUGUAGCUUCGCACCAUGAAAGGUUCCUGCACAACAACAGAAAGGAUAAUUUGACUUGUUAAAAAUAGAUACAUGAACCUUAACUUUGUUAUGUUUGUUUUAUAUAAAACAGAAAACAAAAAUAGAUUUCAUAAAAUAGAUUUCAUGACACUGCCUGGCUAUUUAAUUUGCAUAAACAGUACACAACUGUUCUCAUAGCAUUUGAAUUAUGCAGUAAAGGCAUCAGACAAAAUUGUUACUUGUAGGUAUCCAUUAUAAGCAGCUUUUAACAGUCUGCCUAUUAUAGAACAUAAGAUAUAAAUCAAUGAGUAAUGGCAGUGACAUAAAAUAUUUCAAGAGUCUUACUGUUUUAAUAGUUAUUUAUUACUGUUGACAGCAUAUUUAGUAAAAUGUCUAUAGACAGUUAUUAGCUGGUUUGUAAUGGAUCCUUAAAGCGUGACCAUAUUAUUUCUUUCUGAGUUCAUGAAAUGAAAACUGAAGAAAUGCUUAGAUGCUCCUUAUCAGUUAUCUAGUCUACUUAGACAUCAUAACUGUUUUCUACAAUUUUAUCGUCUUUUCAAUAUUUUAUCUUUUUUAAAGGAGAAAUGUGUGUGACGGUAAAAUUGUCCAAAUGCUGCUUUUUUCUUUAAUUAUUUUUGUUUCUUUUUCCUGGCAGGUUAAUAAACAUGGCAGCUGAAUUCUGUAGAGAUCUUGUGUAUUUCAUGUUUUGUUCACAUGAUGUUUAGUUUGAUCAAAUACGUUAAAAUAUUAAAAAAAAUAUUAUUUUGUAACUGAUAAUCCUUAUAUACAAUAAAGUGGGGUCAAGCAAA
Molecule: messenger RNA, 5491 nt
Organism: Erpetoichthys calabaricus (reedfish)
Lineage: Eukaryota; Metazoa; Chordata; Cladistia; Polypteriformes; Polypteridae
Gene: etv1
Product: ETS variant transcription factor 1
Exons: 11
Coding region: 597-1910 (437 amino acids)
Biological process (GO): regulation of transcription by RNA polymerase II; cell differentiation
Cellular component (GO): nucleus
Molecular function (GO): DNA-binding transcription factor activity, RNA polymerase II-specific; sequence-specific DNA binding
Source: RefSeq, a predicted model, not a curated record